AUGGCUGUACUUGUGAAUGAUGGGGGGUACGGAGGGACACGCGCAGAGCCCUCGGCCCCUGUCCCUAAGUCCGCGGCAGCGCGCUCUAGGAGCGGCGUGAAGCGUCUGGAGGCCCCUUUCUCCGUCCGCAUCUGGUCCCCACACGCCCCUCUCGGGCGACCGCCCGCCGGCGUCCUGGCUGCUUGGGCCGUGGCUGUCCGGGCGGUAGCCUGGCUGCUCCUCUGGGCGGUGACUGGGCGCACCCGCUGGCCCGCCACGGCCUUCACCGCCCCUUCUGACCCUGGCAUAAGGGCCACUUGUUCUGAAAUUAUUUUGAGGCAAGAAGUUUUGAAAGAUGGAUUCCAUAGAGACCUUUUAAUCAAAGUGAAAUUUGGAGAAAGCAUUGAGGACUUACAGACCUGCCGACUUUUAAUUAAACAGUACAUCCCGACAGGACUUUUUGUGGAUCCAUAUGAGUUGGCUUCAUUACGAGAGAGAAACAUAACAGAGGCAGUGAUGGUUUCAGAAAAUUUCAAUAUAGAAGCUCCUAACUAUUUGUCCAAGGAAGCUGAAGUUCUCAUUUAUGCUAGACAAGAUUCACAGUGCAUUGAUUGUUUCCAAGCCUUUUUGCCUGUGCACUACCGCUAUCAUCGGCCGCAUAGUAAAGAUGGAGAAACCUUUAUCAUAGUCAAUAACCCAGAUUUGUUGAUGUAUUGUGACCAAGAGUUCCCAGUUUUGAAAUGCUGGGCUCAGUCAGAAGUGGCAGCUCCUUGUGCUUUGAAGAAUAGGGAUAUCUGCCAGUGGAACAAUAUGAAGUAUAAAUCAGUAUAUAAGAAUGUGACUCUACAGGUUCCAGUGGGACUGACUAUACAUACCUCUUUAGUAUGUUCUGUAACUCUGCUCAUUACAAUCCUGUGUUCUACUUUGAUUCUUGUAGCUGUUUUCAAAUAUGGCCAUUUUUCCCUGUAAGUUUUAUGCAGUUAAAUGCUUUCUAUAAAUCUAAAUAAGACCUAGUCAUCUGUGACUACAGGUGUUCUUCUAGAAUUUACUUAUUACUUUUGUCUUUUGUCUUCAUUUAUGGCUGAAAUUAUGUUUACCAAAGGAAAUUUUGGAUCAUUCUUAGCUAAUUCCAAAAUUUAGUGCCCUGUUGCGUAGACCCUUGAUAAUCCUCAAGCAUCAAGUGGCAAUAGAGGAAUCUUAAUUCUGUUGAAUUAAUAUAUAUUUUGUGAGAAGUUGAUUUUGUCUUCAUUUGGGAUAAAAAAAUGAGUUCUGUAUUUAGUAGAAACAAA
Propithecus coquereli (Coquerel's sifaka) is the source of this 1268-nucleotide messenger RNA. RefSeq names its product phosphatidylinositol glycan anchor biosynthesis, class X (gene PIGX). NCBI's taxonomy places the organism in Eukaryota, Metazoa, Chordata, Mammalia, Primates, Indriidae. Gene Ontology annotation, biological process: GPI anchor biosynthetic process. The transcript is spliced from 7 exons. Bases 1 to 948 code for a protein of 315 amino acids. The record is from RefSeq and is a predicted model, not a curated record. Gene Ontology annotation, cellular component: endoplasmic reticulum membrane.